Seminavis robusta is the source of this 1762-nucleotide messenger RNA. NCBI's taxonomy places the organism in Eukaryota, Bacillariophyta, Bacillariophyceae, Naviculales, Naviculaceae. The record is from the annotation of a GenBank genome assembly.
GCCAUUUUCCUCCAACGACGACGACAACACUACAGUGGAAGAGAGGUCUUCCAAUAGAAUACUACAUAACCAGUACCAUACUAGAUUGAUUACAUAUUCGAAGGGUGUGUCAAGACGCUGCCAAUAGAAGAUACAAAGAAGCCAUCCAUCCAUCCAUCAAUCAACCAAUCAACUCAAGUGAAAAAGACCCUUCCGCCAUUUUUUCUUUCUCCCUUCAAUUGAUCUUUUGCUCUCUCCAUAAAAAUCUCUCAUCCCAAGUUGUUUUCAACUCAACUAUAAUAUAUUCAAUCCAAUCAACCAUGAUGCAAAGUUCCGACGACAUUGAAGCUCAGGCCGAGUCCAAUCAAGAAGUGACCCAUGCAAUGGUGGAACCCACACAGACGCACACGACCAUGGAUGAUCCCGACACGGCGGCUGCCAUUCAUUCCAUGGCCAAACAACGCAAAAGUCUCAAGGAUCGACUGUUGCGCAAAGACAGCAAUGCUUCAUCGCACAAACCUUCUACACCAACUACAACAGCCCCGUCGAUUCACAUUCCUCCUGCCACCAAGGCUCCCAAAGAAACCUUGAAAGCUGUCUACGCCGCCGGCAAAUACAAGGCGGGCUUGACGUGGAAUGUCUUGGCCGUGCAAUCCUUCAUGGCCGGUGUCUACAUUGCUUCCGCGGGACAUUUGUACUUGGCCGUUGGGGGUGGUGUCUUGGGCGCGGCCCUCUUUCCGUUUGGACUCAUUGCCGUCAUUUUGACCAGUGCCGAACUCUUUACGGGAGAUGCCCUCAUUUUUGUCGCCAGUGUGUUGGGUAGACAAGUGCCCUUUUCCCGACUGGUUCGCAAUUGGACCGUCGCCUGGUGUUCCAAUUUUGUGGGAUGUCUGACGUGGGCCUAUUUUCUCUCGUAUUUGAGUGAUGCCUUGGUCGAUUCGCACGCCAAUGAAUUGGCCAUUCAAGUGGCCGAGAAAAAGGCACUCAACAGCAUGGGCAGUAUUUUCCUCAAAGCCAUUGGCGCAAAUUUCAUGGUCUGUGUCGCCGUCUGGCAAGGCACGUGUGCCGAAGAAGUCGCCGGCAAAGUACUGGCAUUGUGGUUCCCCACGGCUGCCUUUGUCAUGAUGGGAUUUGAUCACGUCGUGGCCAAUAUGUACUUGAUUCCCGUCGGAAUGAUGCUUGGGGCGGAUGUUUCGUUUGGACGCAUGGUGGCGGCACUCGCCAUGGCCACGCUGGGAAAUGCCAUUGGAGGAGGCAUCUUUGUCGGAGGCAUUUACUGGUAUGUCUUUGACAGCAUGGCCAGUUUUGGAGGACUCACGGCACGCAUUCGACAGAAUAUGCGUCAUGUCACGCGAUUGCAACAUCAGCAAGGAGGAUCCUUCGUGGCAGGCAAUUCGUCUUUUCGUACCGGAGGAUGGGGACAUCAUCACCAUCAACAACAACAGCAUCAUGCUGAAAACAACAGCACCAAGGCGGCACCACCACCUCCACCCCCGGCAAAGCAACCAUCGUCUCGAUUUGGUUCCGAGUGCGAUGCGUAAUGGGCUUUCGAGCCUUUCCUCGACUACGCGAUGAGCGGAAUCCCCGUCCUGUCGUUGCUUCGUCUGGUCGUUCCAUCUCGAAGCGCUCCUCAAGACGAUGAACUCCCCGUCCCGCACGUGCCAAACUUAACGAAAGCACCAAACCACAAUAACAACCCCCUUCACGAACAAGCGAAACCAACUUGCGAUACAACGGUACGGUACACUGCAUAAUAAAUACAUUUAGACUCCACGUUUGCUUC